CGGCGGCAGGUUUGUCUCCUGGCCCCAGGCUGCGAUCCGUGCCCCAGAGGCUGCAGCCGGCUGGAGAGACCCCUUCCCCGGCUGGGGGCCGCUCCCCGGCCGCCGGCGCGCAGGGGCUGGCUGCAGAGGGCCGGGCAGCGGCUCUGCGCAGCGCUGGGCGCGGGGAGCGGCGCUAAGACGCGGCGUUUGCGGGCUCGGGCCGCGCUCGGCUGCCGGCGGAGGGGCCCCGGCGCGGCUCGGAGAGGCAGGCGGGGUCCCGCCUCGGGAACCGCGUCUCGCUCGCUACGAGCCCGAGCCCCGGGGAAGCUGCUGCCUUUGUGCGUUUGCAGCGGGCUCGGCUCUUCCCUCCUGCCCUGCGGCCGGGCCGGGCUCCGCGGCGUGGGGCCCCGUCAGCGGGGAGGCUGCGAUUCCGCCUCCACUGCCGAGCUGCAGCCGAGAGACCGAACCUGCCGCUGCCCAAGGAGAGGAGGCUCCGGCGGCCGGGGAUGGCUGGGGCGCGCCCCGCUCAGGCCCCAGUCACGUUUGACGACGUCGCUGUCUAUUUCUCCGCGGAGGAGUGGGAGGAGCUAGCAGAAUGGCAGAAGGAGCUGUACAAGGACGUGAUGAGGGACAACUACGAGGCUUUGAUCUCCCUGGGACAUGCUGCCGCUAAACCCGACAUUAUCCAGCUGCUUGAACGUGGGGAAGAGCCAUGUGUCAAGGGUCACAAGGACUCUGGGAAUGGAAAAGCUUUUAACUUUAUCUCAGAUGCUGAGAUCAGGGGGAAGAAGGAGACUCAUCUGCAGGAGACUCUCAGGGGAUUGGAAGUGCCCAGGCUGUUAGCAGGGGGACCCACAGAACGUGGCCUCCAGAGCUCGGACAGGGAAUUAGUCUGUCAGGCUCAGUCCAACUCAGAAGAUCAUCAGGGAAACUCUCCUGGAAGUGGAGUGGAGCCACCCCCUCCUUGGCAAAGCAGGCUCACUGCAGCCACCUGGCAACGCUGCUCCCUGGGAUGUAAGCAGGUGGCUCCCUUUGAACUCCCUGUGGGACUCCCACGUGUGCUUGAGGGCAGGGUCUGGCCCUUGGAUGUCCUUGCUCCCCAGCCAUUCACUCCUGCUGAGACUCUGUGUAAACACAUCCAGUGUGAGAAAUGGUUCACUCCGCCGCCAGCUGCUGGUGGUCACGGCGGGACGCCCAUGGGAGCAGAGACCUCCAUGUGCCCCAAGUGCAAGGGGAGCCGUGGGGAGAGCUCUUCUCUUAGUGCACGUCAGAGACUCCCCCCGGGAGAGAACCCCUGUCUGUGCGCUCGCCGUGAGCCAAGCCCAGCCCAGCUCGUGACCCAGAGACUCCCCCCGGGAGAGAACCCCUGUCUGUGCGCUCGCCGUGAGCCAAGCUCAGCCCAGCCUGUGCCCCAGAGACUCCCCCCGGGAGAGAACCCCUGUCUGUGCGCUCGCCGUGAGCCAAGCCCAGCCCAGCUCGUGACCCAGAGACUCCCCCCGGGAGAGAACCCCUGUCUGUGCGCUCGCCGUGAGCCAAGCUCAGCCCAGCCUGUGCCCCAGAGACUCCCCCCGGGAGAGAACCCCUGUCUGUGCGCUCGCCGUGAGCCAAGCCCAGCCCAGCUCGUGACCCAGAGACUCCCCCCGGGAGAGAACCCCUGUCUGUGCGCUCGCCGUGAGCCAAGCCCAGCCCAGCCUGUGCCCCAGAGACUCCCCCCGGGAGAGAACCCCUGUCUGCGCGCUCGCCGUGAGCCAAGCCCAGCCCAGCCUGUGCCCCAGAGACUCCCCCCGGGAGAGAACCCCUGUCUGCGCGCUCGCCGUGAGCCAAGCCCAGCCCAGCCUGUGCCCCAGAGACUCCCCCCGGGAGAGAACCCCUGUCUGCGCGCUCGCCGUGAGCCAAGCCCAGCCCAGCCUGUGCCCCAGAGACUCCCCCCGGGAGAGAACCCCUGUCUGUGCGCUCGCCGUGAGCCAAGCCCAGCCCAGCCUGUGCCCCAGAGACUCCCCCCGGGAGAGAACCCCUGUCUGUGCGCUCGCCGUGAGCCAAGCCCAGCCCAGCCUGUGCCCCAGAGACUCCCCCCGGGAGAGAACCCCUGUCUGCGCGCUCACCGUGAGCCAAGCCCAGCCCAGCCUGUGCCCCAGAGACUCCCCCCGGGAGAGAACCCCUGUCUGUGCGCUCGCCGUGAGCCAAGCCCAGCCCAGCUCGUGACCCAGAGACUCCCCCCGGGAGAGAACCCCUGUCUGCGCGCUCGCCGUGAGCCAAGCCCAGCCCAGCCUGUGCCCCAGAGACUCCCCCCGGGAGAGAACCCCUGUCUGCGCGCUCGCCGUGAGCCAAGCCCAGCCCAGCCUGUGCCCCAGAGACUCCCCCCGGGAGAGAACCCCUGUCUGUGCGCUUGCCGUGAGCCAAGCCCAGCCCAGCCUGUGCCCCAGAGACUCCCCCCGGGAGAGAACCCCUGUCUGCGCGCUCGCCGUGAGCCAAGCCCAGCCCAGCCUGUGCCCCAGAGACUCCCCCCGGGAGAGAACCCCUGUCUGUGCGCUCGCCGUGAGCCAAGCCCAGCCCAGCUCGUGACCCAGAGACUCCCCCCGGGAGAGAACCCCUGUCUGUGCGCUCGCCGUGAGCCAAGCCCAGCCCAGCCUGUGCCCCAGGGACUCCCCCCGGGAGAGAACCCCUGUCUGUGCGCUCGCCGUGAGCCAAGCCCAGCCCAGCCUGUGCCCCAGGGACUCCCCCCGGGAGAGAACCCCUGUCUGUGCGCUCGCCGUGAGCCAAGCCCAGCCCAGCCUGUGCCCCAGAGACUCCCCCCGGGAGAGAACCCCUGUCUGCGCGCUCGCCGUGAGCCAAGCCCAGCCCAGCCUGUGCCCCAGAGACUCCCCCCGGGAGAGAACCCCUGUCUGCGCGCUCGCCGUGAGCCAAGCCCAGCCCAGCCUGUGCCCCAGAGACUCCCCCCGGGAGAACGACUGUAUAGAUGCCCCAAGUGCGAGAAGAGCUUCUGCUACAGGCAGGAAUACACGUGGCACCAGAGAGCCCACGUGGGCGACAGGCUCUAUAAAUGCAGCGGGUGUGAGAAAAGUUUCCGCUCCAAGCAGGAGCUGGUCUGGCACCAGCGGGCCCACGCGGCAGAGAGGCCGUACAAGUGCAGAGAGUGCGAGAAGAGCUUCCGCUACAAGCAGGAAUUCACAUGGCACCAGAGAGCCCACGUGGGCGACAGGCCGUAUAAAUGCCCCACCUGCGAUAAGCACUUUCGCUACCAGCAAGAGCUCACGUGGCACCAACGGAGCCACACCGGGGAGAGGAGCUACAAGUGCCUGGGCUGCGAGAAGAGCUUCCGCUACAAACAGGAAUUCACGUGGCACCAGAGGGUCCAUGUGGGAGAGAACCCCUGCCGAUGCCCCACGUGUCAGAGGACCUUCCGCUGCAAGCAGCAGUAUGCAAGCCACCAGAGGGCCCACAGCGGGGAGAGGCCCCAUAGAUGCUCUGAGUGCGGUAGGGGCUUCAGCCGGAACUCAGCCCUUCUUAAACACCAGCGGCUCCACACCGGGGAGGGACCUUACUGCUGUCCUGCCUGCGAGAAAAGCUUCCGCCAGUGCGCACACCUUCUCAAACACCAGAGAUCCCCCACACGCAAGAGAGACCGGCUGGAUGGGCAGAAGCUUUCUGAGCGGAGGCAGCCCCAGCAAGGCCCGAGCAAGGCUGCAGGCAGAGAGACCCUGUAAACCCCCAGAACCUGCAGAACGUUUCGGGGGAGCGCUCGCUUUCCUGAGCAUCCGGGAGGCCGAAGCAGGAGAGGAGCUCGGCUGAUGAACCCAGCAUGUGAGAGCCUCAAGCGCAAGCUGAAGUCGCACAGUGCCACAUGGGAAAGAGCCUGGAAAGGGGCUGAACAGGUGGAAAGGGCUGUAGAGUCGGAGUCCCUCGGGGAGCCCGUGGAAGACACACACAUGGCAACAAGUUAUAGGUCAGUAGGACUUCUCUUCCUGGAGGUGCUCAGAUACUUCGGUGAUGGGCAGCAGGGUAGAACCCUGGAAUCCGGGGCCCCGUCUGGCUGCUGACUCUGUGCCUUAUUGUUACUAAAUGAGUAGCUGCUCCUGUGCCCCUGUGGCUAAGGUGCUCACCCGCUCCAGUCCUGCUCCCCGCACACUGCAUCGUCAGCCUUAAAUAUGCCAGGAGAUCUCCAUUGCUGCGGGGCAAACCAACAUGUUAAUGCAACAUUGUGCAUUUGGAGGAGGAUGUCAAUGCCAAGGAGUCAGGACGGUUGAAGUGCUGGGACUCGCAGGCACUCUUAGCUGAGCCCUCUGGAUAGCCAUAACUCACAGCUGCAAGCAGGGUACUGGAGCGAUGAUGCUCUUCGGGCUCUCUUCUGGCUUCCAGCCCUGCCCCAGAUACUCAGAUCAAACCGUUUUGCUGCCACCCUGCAUCACACGUCAGCGUAAAGGAGCAGCUAUGUGGGUGCCUUGCUCAUUGUUACUUUGCUCAAAUGUUGCACACGCAAGGUAACCGCGCCACCUCUAGAGGGCGAUCUCAUACUAACAUAAUGGGGCAUUUCUGGUACUUGCCGUUAUUUGAAAAUCAAGGUUGCUGGGCCGUGACCCACCUGUACCACUGCUGAAAAGAUCCCUCUGUGGGGAGGGUCCUGAGCAUUGCAGGGGCUGUGGGGGCUCAAAGCACAGCUUCCCAUGUACCUCCAAGUACAGUCGCCUUUCUCACCAGCUCUCUUUCUGCACUUUCGGCCCUGCAUUACUGUGCAGACUGCGAUAUGGGGGCUGUAUUUCUCUGAGCGCCCCCCUUUCAGAGGGUGCUGCAUGCGCACAUCGUGCACCUCUGCAAGCUGACGGGAGCUCGGCUGUGAUCCCUCCUUGGCUCAGCCCCCUUUGGGGAGUCGAAUGCUGGAGCUAGAUUCACACAGUCCAUCAGCUCCUUCCUGGAAGGGCGGCUGGCGCUGUGCGGAGGCGUUUUGGCUCCCUCUCACCGCGCAAAGCUGGCCCCAUCGGGCGUUUUCUCCACAACAUCUCAAGCCCUCUUUUCAUGCCAUAGUCAGAACUUUUCCUGGGGCUAAAUUCUGUUACACUGAUGUAAUUCCAGAGCAACUCCACUGACUUCAGUGGUGUUUACGCUGCUGUAACUCCGAGCAGAAUCUGGCCCUUGCCCUAAGAUCUUGUUCCUCCCUGGUGUUGCUCCAGGGCAGUGUGGUCAGUAGGAGUGGUAGCCACCUCUACUUCUUGUCCUGUCUCCACCAUCUUGUGAAGGAGGAGAGGUACCACAGGUGACUGUAGGAAAUGGGAUCUGCCACAUGGGGGGGGUCUGGACUGUCCCUUGUCCUGAUAUGGGCUGAAAUCCACUGGAUGCAUCCAAAUCACUGACCCAGUGGCUCUAGCUGGCCCAUUGCGUGUUUCCGCCACACCCAGGCUCUAGAAGAGUGCUCCUCUCUCUGGCUUUAUUAAUUAGAGGGUAGUGGGAAGGUGAGGGGUAGGCACUGGCGUGAGACCCAGGAGACCUGGACUCAAGACUCUGUGUGCGCCCCUGGCCCAGUCUCUCUGGCUGUAGGUCCCAGCUGCAUAGUGGGGAUAAGAGCAGGGCCCUGCUGCGUGGGGUGGCUGCGCACUGUUCUGAGGUACUUGGAUUCUGCAGGGAUGGGAGCAGGUCAGGACCUAGCCAGAUAUUCUCCACAGCUUGCUAGGCGAUUCCACUGUGCUCGCUGACUCCAUAGCAUUUCACCUCCCCAUGCCCGGUAGGGUCUGCUGAAUGGGGUUGCUCAGUGCAAAUGCCAAUCCACUGGGGUUACCACAGCUAUAAAUACAUGCGACAAGCUUCCCUAAUGCCACUUCUCUCAUUAAAAGCAUUGUUCCAUUCUUAACGGCUCCUCCAUGCUGCUCCUCUUGGAGCUGGGCGUGUCUGUCCUCCCCACCUCCCCAAAAAAAGACAGCUGGACUUCAGGAGUGCUUCACCCUGCUCCAUCGCACCCACCAGCUGCCUGCGCCAUGCCGUUGCUGGUGCCAUGAGUUACUGGGGGCCUCCCACUUAGGUAUCAUAGCAACUCUUAAUGAACGAGGGCCUUGUGUGCCUGCCCCAGUGACAGGCAGAGUAGGGUUAUGUACAGGCCUUUCCCCAAGCAUCGCGUACUGCGGACUCUUCUCAGUGGUGGAGCUGUGGCCUCUGCUGUGCAUUAGAUUGUACGCUCGUGGGAGCAGGGGCCUCACCUUCAUGUUUGCCUGUAAAGUGCCUAGCAUAGUGUGGAAGCUACAAAAAUAAAUAGUAAUAGAUAAAAAAUAUGCCCAUGGUACGAAAUGCACUUGGGCACAAAGCUACUUAUCUCUGUCUCUGUAGCUAGCUCGCUGUCGCGUCAGGAGGAGUGAUCGGUGGGUUUCCCUCUGUAUGCAGCAUUGGUGAGGCCAUUACGGGGUACUGUGUCCAGUGCUGGCACACGCACUUGCCCAAAGAUGUUGGAAAAUUGGAAAGAGUUGAGAGAUGAGGCACUAGAAUGAUCCGAAGUCUGGAAAUCCUGCCGUAUAGCGAGAGACUUAAGGAGCUUGAGCAAUGUAGUUUAUUACUGAAGAGAUUAUUAUUAAAAUUGAUCGUGGU
Messenger RNA from Chelonia mydas (Green sea turtle), 6543 nucleotides. RefSeq names its product zinc finger protein 850. The record is from RefSeq and is a predicted model, not a curated record. Bases 486 to 3683 code for a protein of 1065 amino acids. Gene Ontology annotation, biological process: negative regulation of transcription by RNA polymerase II. The transcript has 4 exons. Gene Ontology annotation, molecular function: DNA-binding transcription repressor activity, RNA polymerase II-specific. NCBI's taxonomy places the organism in Eukaryota, Metazoa, Chordata, Testudines, Cheloniidae.